AACUACAUCUCUUUGAGGUUCACAGCAUAUCAGCUGAUCACAGCUGACUGAUGCAGAGGAGGAAUUCACACACAACGCACACAGCACAGUAGAGUGAUUUUUGCAAAGAAUUCAACGAAGGACAGAUGUGGCCUCGCUCGGAUGGGUCAGAACACCGUGAUCAGGAUUUCCCUCUUCUGACCCUUCUCUUUCUCUUUCUUUUCUUUUUUUGUCGUCCUUUUGAGUGUGUGACGUGCUCUUAACGUCACUCGCUAAGAAAUUACAGAUGACUGCGCUGAUGAAGCUCAGCGUGGAAAUCACACCACUAUUCUUCUUCUUCUAGGAGGUGUAAGCGAAUCUUUUUACUCAAGAUCUGGUGGACUUUUUCCCACUCUUCAAGGUUUUCGCAAAAAAAAAAGAACUUGGAAAGCACCACAGAGAGAGGAAACGAAAGGCCAGUGUCACCGGCGUGCGUCAGUUUGCAUCUGUGGCAGUGUUAUAGGUGCAAGGACUUCUAGGAAUCACCUUAGGUUUUACUAAACAGAGUCUUGUCUAAUAUAGUCUAGACUUCCACAAGUCUCACCAGGGAUUCAAAAGAGUGUUUUCAGCAAAAGUCAAGGAGGGUCCCGAGGCAACACUGCUAUUUAGAGUUUUAUUUUUUUCCACACGCACCGACGUGUUUUGACUCAAGCAGCAGGAGUCUUUUUCAAGGUAUAAAGGAAGAGUGUUUUCGGCAGCGGGAUGGAUCUGAGUUUGCUUCAGGCUCUGGAGAGGGAGAAGGUGCUGGAAGUGCUGCAGCGAGACAAGAUCCUACGCUGCUUGGACGAGGAGAGGAUCAGGCGUCUGAAGCAGGAGCUGCAGGAGCUUCGACGGCGAGGGGCCAAGAGUCUGGCACGCCAGUACGGGGAGCGCACGUGUGCACGAUGCCAGCGGCCGCUCGGAAAGUUCUACAACUGCGGCGCCGUGUGCCAGGGCUGCAGCCACCGCAUCUGCACCAGGUGCCGCGUGGGCGUGGGCCUGCGCCAGUGGAAGUGCACCGUCUGCCACGCCCAGAGGGAGGUGAAGAUCAAAUCUGGAGAGUGGUUCAUUGAUGAGCGGGCGAAGAAGUUUCCCCGGGAGACAGUAGACAAACGGGAGAGCAUCGGGGAGAUACUGCUCCGGUCCUAUCAAAGGCUCAGUAACAUCGCGAUCGUCCCCCCCACCCCUCCUCCAGUGCAGAGUGUGGUCUCACCGCCCUUCAGCCGGCUGCCGAGCUCGAAGGGAAGCCCCCGGCCAUUCACCAAGUCCAUGGAAAACCUGAUGAUGUCAUUCACCACGCACAUUAAGAAGAUGUCCAAGUCCCAGGAGGAUGUGAGGGAGGAGCCUGUUCUGCUGACAGUGGACCUCCAUGGGAGGAGAUUCAGCAGCGAGGACCUGAAGAAGAGCCAAUCAGACACCGCCAUCAACAAAUCCGGCAAAUUGACCAAAGUGCCAAGCCUGCCUAACCUCUUCAAGCGGAGGAGAUCGUCCUCUCCACUCGCCACUGAUGAGGAGUCCUCCCAAAGCUCAGGAUACUCUGGAGAGAAGAGGGGCAGCAGCACCAGCAGCACGGCCACAGAGUGCGGGGGGCUGUUGUCGGGGGCGGUGGCGGUGGAGGGGGAGGGGUCCAGCAGCGCCGCGGUGUCCGGCGAGGUGCAGCUGUCUCUGGCCUACUGCUGCAGCUCCUCCUGCCUGGAGGUGGGGGUGGGGGCCUGCAGAAACCUGGCCUACGGGGACCCCAAGAGGAACAAGUGCCACCCCUAUGUGAAGGUCUACUUGAUGCCAGAUAAGCCUCAGAGUACAAAGAUGAAGACGGCGGUGAUCAAGAAUACCACAGAGCCCAUCUUUCAGGAAACACUAAAGUGUUCUAUUGCCCCUGAGCUGCUGGCGUCGCGGUCGCUGCAGGCCUCGGUGUGGCACGCGGAGACCCUGAGGCGCAAGGUGUUCCUGGGGGAGGUGCUUAUCCCGCUGGACCAAUGGAGCUUCCAGGACGCCAGAACACAGGGCCUCACCUGGUACCCUCUCAGCCCCAAGACGGAGAGGCCACUGAGGGGCGGUGUGGAGCCGGUUGUGGGAGAGCUGCUGGUCAAAGUGAGGUUCUCCUCUCUCACUCAGAUCUGUAAGAUGAACAACAAUGGCAUGGGCCCGUAUGAAGUUGGCCAGCUCACGGUUCUCAUCACUGCAGUCCAGAAGCUGUCCAGCCCCAAGCCCACCUCCGUCUUUAUUAAGGGGUGUCUAAUUCUGCCAGGUGAGCGUGAGCUGGUGCAGAGGACCGCGGUGGUGAAACAGGCCCCCGGUGGCAGGAGCGCCCCCCAGGAGUGGCCUCUCCAGCUGCAGCUGGUGUUCAGCAGAGUGACCCCCCACGAGCUGCACGACGCGCUGCUGAUGCUAGGGCUCUGGGAGCACCCCGCCCUCGGGCUGUCCGACCGCCUCAUGGGCACCGCCACCGUCAACGCAGGCGAAGGGUUGUCGUGGAAACCGUUACAACAGUCACCGAAUGUGUGGCACAGCCUCAGCCUUCCUCUCCGCGCCAACGUAAACAGCAGGAAACCAUGACAACUCCGCCGUAGCGCUGGAGAGGGAACCAAAUGAGAAGGCCAGGCAGGAGAAAUGUCUCCCUCCGUAAUUCCACUCCAUAUAGUUGAUCUCUUAACUCUGCGCCCACAGUAUUUUUGUACACACAGCAAUUUCUCAUAGCCCGCCGUUUUGUAUACGCAGGGGUGAUAGUGAAAAAAAAUUCUGAGACUGAACUUUUUUCCCUGCUCUAACGACGACGACAAGAUACUGCAUAGUGACAUAACGUAGGCCUAUUUUGACACAUUAUUCAAACAUUUAAUAGCCUGUGUAUGAUCAUUAUUCAAGCCUGAUAGUAGAAGAAAACCCUGAACCUGUAACACUUUCUGAGAUAUGAAUAACCUAAUGGCUAAUUAUUAUCAAUGUUUUUAUUUUUGCAAACUCUGUCAAGCCUGAAAUCAGGCAUGGAGCCUGAAUACUAUCAGCCCUGUAUACGUGUACACAAACCCACUUCAUAUGUUAUGUCAUUACACAUCUAUCAUGGGCAAGAAUCGCGCAAGGUCAAGGCUAUGGUACUGAAGCAGCACUUAUCCUGCAACCAAGUCAUUGGUGGAGAAAAUGCUUACAGAGAUGAAAUCUGUCCUUAGUUUGUGCACAUAACAUUUGGGACCAAUAUCACCUACUUGUAUGUAGUAUGUAGCUCUGGAUCCAUAUGACUGUGUUGAUCCAUGUAUUCAUUUGGACUGAAAAUAUACUGUAUAUGAAUCAAAUGUUUCAUCAUGUUAACUGUACAACCGGAUGUUUGCAUAUCCGAGUCUGUUGUGAUGGUUAGUGUGCUUAUUUAUUUCUUAACUUAUGAACUUGUGUAUAUUAAGAUCUUUGUAAAAAAAAUAAUGUACAAAUGUGGAAAAAAACAUUGUGUGGAACUCAGUAGGGCUUGAUAGUGACACAAUGCAACAAAAAAAACACAACUGAUAUGUAAUCAUUUGAGAUUUUUUUUAUUGCCAAUAAAGUAGAACAACUUUUUAAAAUAAAAAAUAAAAUUCCAGUUUGAAUACAUGACAUGACUAUGACGUAUGACAGAUGGUCAGCAAUGACGACCACAGCAUCCCAAUGUGUGUGUGAUGGUCGGAGGAUGGAGAAGCUACAAUUUCGACAUGCUACACAGCCCUUAGCCCCUGCGCUUCAGGGAACAGUUUCUCGUGGCACAAAUGACACCAAAGAAGGCCACUCACUGGCACUGGCCCGGGGACAUUUUUUACCUUCACACUUUGCCCUUCAACGCAACACAAAAAUCGGCCAUCAACAAAAGCUUCUAGAUCCCAGACGCUUAACAAAAUGAUUGACAGACCCGUGAACAGUUUUAAGACACUGUUCGGGGGAACAGUUACACUCAUUUCCCUGUCUGCUCCUGGUGCUCACGACUUAAAAAGUCUUUCUUAACUGUUACCUGAUACCAUAUCAGCCACUCUUGCACAAUCGCUCUGGAAACAGUUUUACAUCCCAUUCUGUCCGUCCUAGGACAUAUGAAGUGAAAAACCACUGACAGAACAGUUCCUCCAUACUUCCCUUCAUGAUUGACAGUGAGCAACCUAACCUGCACUGGAAACAGUUCUCUUCCAUAAUCCCUACAACACAGCUCUUCCAAGAUACUGUCCUAAACCACUGCAGAGUGAGCAGCAUCGUGCCUGUAUAUAUAUAUAUAUAUGCACGUAAAAACUGUAAGCCUUUUUAGAAAAAAAAACAGUACAUUCAGGUUUUAGUUCAUCGAAAUUAGACUGAUGUAGGGGUUUGUGAAAGGCCUAGACUGACUGGCUGGCUGGCUGGCUGGGGGCUUUCUCUCUGAACUCUGAAAAGUCUGUCUGACUGAGCUACACUCUACUACACUCACUACAACAGAGGUGGUCAAACGACACUGAGCAAAAACAGACCUCGGUCAUCAGAGGGCUGCCAGAGUAGAUAAGCCUGGAGCUCUUGUUCUGCUUCUUGUAAGCGGACAGGAAGAGCCACGGAGAGGAAAGCCAGCCGUUUAUCUUUCUUAUCUUUCCAUCUGAGAUGAGAUGAGGGGGAGAGGUAAGGUGGGCAGGGCCUACAGCUCCGCCUCCACAUCUGAGAUGAGAGGGGAUAGGUGAAGUGGGCAGGGCCUACAGCUCCGCCUCCACAUCUGAGAUGAGAGGGGAUAGGUGAAGUGGGCAGGGCCUACAGCUCCGCCUCCACAUCUGAGAUGAGAGGGGAUAGGUGAAGGGGGCAGGGCCUAUAGCUCCGCCUCCACAUCUGAGAUGAGAGGGGAUAGGUGAAGGGGGCAGGGUCUACAGCUCCACCUCCACAUCUGAGAUGAGAGGGGAUAGGUGAAGUGGGCAGGGCCUACAGCUCCGCCUCCACAUCUGAGAUGAGAGGAGAUAGGUGAAGUGGGCAGGACCUAUAGCUCCGCCUCCACAUCUGAGAUGACAUAUGGGGGAUUGGUGAAGUGGGCAGGGCCUAUAGCUCCGCCUUCACCUGCUAAAAAAAAGUCCCUCCAAUAGAAAAGAAGAUGACAGCGUCAAUCAGUACCUAGAGUAAGAUAGAUCUCUCCACCUGUCAUUCCAGUUAAAUGCAGCUUAAGCACUGUCUAACGUAAAAAAUAAAACAUCAUAAUAUACAAAAAGAAAACAAUUUCUCUCUUAAUUUAGUGAUCUUAGAUAUCAUAUGGAGCAUGAAAGCAAAAAAAAAAAAAACUGUAAACUAGCCAUUGUAAAUCUAUUGUAUUUUUUUUGGUCAAUAUAGAACCUUUGAGGAUAUUAUAACUGGCAAUGCUCAUUAGAAGAAUAACAAAAAUAUACAAACCAAAAUGAAGACACCCUUCCUGCGAGUAGAGUACAGUACAUGACCCAUACGUAGCAUAAAUACUUCAGAACUAAGACUGAUUUCGUGUUCCAACUAAAGCGAGUUUUGAACAUAAAAUAGAAGUGUUCAAAUUAUAAUGUGGAAAAAUAAAGACAAAAAAAUAAA
Messenger RNA from Engraulis encrasicolus (European anchovy), 5499 nucleotides. RefSeq names its product synaptotagmin-like 3 (gene sytl3). Gene Ontology annotation, cellular component: plasma membrane; exocytic vesicle. Bases 721 to 2553 code for a protein of 610 amino acids. Gene Ontology annotation, molecular function: neurexin family protein binding; small GTPase binding. The transcript has 15 exons. Gene Ontology annotation, biological process: intracellular protein transport; exocytosis. NCBI's taxonomy places the organism in Eukaryota, Metazoa, Chordata, Actinopteri, Clupeiformes, Engraulidae. The record is from RefSeq and is a predicted model, not a curated record.